CCACGUUUUAAUAACUGUCAUAUUAUUUUCGGUAUCAUCUUUAUUUAUUAGUCUUCAAUUGUUUAGAACAUAAUCAUUCCAUUGCGAUUUAUGCGAAUUAUAACAUUAUGAAUCAAAAGAAUAUGGAUUUUCAUCAGCAAAAAACCAUUCCUGCCACUUUAGCCUUCCACACAAACUACAGCAAUGGGACCGACAAUUUAAUCGAUUUGAGUCGCGCAUAUAAUCCAAUUCCUGCUGCCCUUUCUUCUUCCGGGACUAGCAAAAACGCAAUGGAAAACACAUCGCACGACAACAACACGUCGCCCAACAACAAUUGUCACGAGACCGCCGGAGUUUUAGACGGAAUGCCCGAGGCUCUACUACUCAAAUUGGGCAUAAACCCAGAUAAGUUAGAGGAGAUAAAACACUGGAGCCUGUCGACGCUCAAGUGCACGAAACAGUUGGUACUUCAGCACUUGGGUAACGGCGUUCGGACGAUCGAUCUUGAUCUCGAAUCCCGCGUUCAGGUACUCCGCGACACUAAACACAAGUACACUCAGCUGAUAACGCUCGUGAGGGUCUUUUCGUCCCAUCUUUACCAUGCCAAGGAGGCCCAAAACUGUUUGAGCGAACUUUUCGGGGAACUGGCUCAAAAAUCCCCUGAACUUCAGGAAGAAUUUUCUUAUAACGCCGAAACGCAAAAAGUUAUCAGCAGGAAUAUGGAAUCCUUCAUUCAAGCGUUAAAUUUUUUCGUCUCCAAUAUCAGCACGCUUGUCAACAAAACCAUUGAAGACACGCUUCUCACAGUCAAGCAAUAUGAAUCCAUUAGGUUAGAGUUUGACGCUUAUCGCACGGAGAUCGAGAAUUUAACGAAACUCUUAAAGACUAAACCGGUUUCGGAGGCGAAGAUAGCCGAAAGCACAAGGCAGUUUAAUAUUUCCAAGGACAAAUUCGACAAGAUCCGCAACGAUUUGUCCAUCAAACUGAAAUUUCUGGACGAAAAUCGGAUCAAAGUGGUAAGAAAGCAAUUGGUCCUUUUUCAUAAUGCCAUCUCCGCCUAUUACAGUGGUAAUAAUGUAGCCAUGGAUGCCGUUAUAAAGCAAUUCAACAUAAAGGCCAAGUUACCCAACCAUCAACCUUUAUCUUGGAUCGAACAUUUUCGGUCUUAGUGGAGUUUUUUUUAAAUAUUUUUUUGUUGUUUUUCCAAGAAAAUAAACACAAUAUUUUGCGAUUUAAAAAAAAAUAUAUCGCGUCGCAAACAAAAAAAAUUAUAUGUUAUUUAUUUUAAAUUAUUAUUAUACGAUAUUUUAUAUUUAGAUAAUCUUUUUAUUUUUGUUAAAAUUAUUAUUAUAAAUAUUACGACCUAUGUUUUAAAAAAAAUC
Molecule: messenger RNA, 1361 nt
Organism: Gordionus sp. m RMFG-2023
Lineage: Eukaryota; Metazoa; Nematomorpha; Gordioida; Chordodea; Parachordodidae
Product: arfaptin-2-like
Exons: 5
Coding region: 108-1148 (346 amino acids)
Biological process (GO): regulation of Arp2/3 complex-mediated actin nucleation; intracellular protein transport
Cellular component (GO): trans-Golgi network membrane
Molecular function (GO): protein domain specific binding; phospholipid binding
Source: RefSeq, a predicted model, not a curated record